Molecule: messenger RNA, 2535 nt
Organism: Eimeria acervulina
Lineage: Eukaryota; Apicomplexa; Conoidasida; Eucoccidiorida; Eimeriidae
Product: EGF-like domain-containing protein, putative
Exons: 6
Coding region: 1-2535 (844 amino acids)
Source: RefSeq, a predicted model, not a curated record
AUGAGUCAAUUCGUUCGACUUUUCGGCCUUCUGGCUCCACUUUUCCUCAGUUUCACACUCUCUUCAAUCCCUUCUUCUUCUCACACAGUACACAGUGGGGAUGCUGCUCGUGAUUACAUGAACCGAUUUAAUAUUCCGGCGAACCAUAUCCAGCUGGAAUGGGCCAAGGCCGGUUCUGACCUGCAGUCUUAUGCGUACAAAGGGGUUACGUACAAGUGGAUUUCACGUAACCAGACAGCGGGAGUCAAAGUGGGUUAUGCGACAAUGUGGGAUCGGUCCAGGAAGGGUUACUGCACGCGAAGCGACGCAGAGGUAGACACUCAGCGCUAUUUAGGCCAGCGGCUCAUGGCUGUGGGAGCCUGCCCUAACUAUGGGAAGUACAUCGCAUUUGUGGACAGGACUGGAAAGCCAGUGGACGAUCAGGACCGGUUCACAAAUGAAAUUCAUGGCAACACGAUGCCUUUCUCAACUCAGGGCUGCUCCUCUUCCGCCUCCCCUGGGACAUCUGAAGUGCCCAUGGACAAGUCAGGAUGGAGUAUGUAUUCUGGGUACUUGGUCAAAUGUCCCUUUAAUCAGGCUGUCUAUCAAAAUGACAUGCUGCAGGACGGCGAGUACGAUCCUGAUGUCUGCCGCUUUGUCACGCUAAGCAAUCCUCUUGUGUUCCUUGAUCCCUCACUGCCAGGAACGUCCCUGGCCGACAAAGCCUAUGCCUUCCACGGCAAGGGAGGGCACCAGGGAUACGACUUCAUUGCGCCGAGGGAGCCUCUGAAGAACGUCAUGUUUGGGACCAUUUCAGGCGGAAUAUGUACUCAGCUGGAAGUGGCAUCCUCUUCUACAGGGACUGCAGGAGAGUGUGGAGAGGCCGUUUUCGAGGCUAGCAGCGACGACAGCCCACCUGGAGUGGGAGGAACGGGCAGCUCAUCGACAUUUUGGUCUUCGUGGUUUCCUGAUGGGUCAGGCAACAGCCAGAAGGGCACCUGUAACCUGUAUUCUAUAGUGCCAACUUGCAUCUUUACGGUGAACGGGGCUAUCUCCUUUACUGCGCUAAGUGCUUCUGAUCCCAAUCUUGCAAAAGAACCCCCUGCAGAAGCUAUUCUCCAGGGGCCUUGCUCCUCUAACCCAUGCAAAAAUGGUGGCACAUGCGAACUCCCCAACGGUACGUGCAAGUGUCCUCCUUGCUUUACAGGGGCCAACUGUGAGACUCCAGUUUCAGAGUGUUGCAGCUCAGACGCAGAUUGCAACGGGCAUGGAUCGUGCGACAGCAAUAAGUGCAAGUGCAAUGCGGGAUUCAGCGGCCCAAUGUGUGAGACUGGAGUUUGUGACAAUGUGGCGUGCCUGAACGGCGGCACCUGUCAGAUGCCCAGCGGAGUCUGCAGCUGCCCAGAAGGUUAUUUGGGGUCGCGGUGCGAAACCACCGUUUGCGAUACAGUCCUUUGUGAGAACGGGGGCGAGUGCGAGAUGCCAUCGGGCAAGUGCAAAUGCCCAGCAUGUUUUUCGGGGGAUCUCUGUCAGUCUGAGAACCCUCGGUGCUGUGAAACGGACAGUGACUGCAAUGCUCCACAAGGCACGUGCGUGUACAACAACUGUCAGUGCGCCCCUUCUAUUACGGGAGACAAAUGCGAUAACACUGGAUGCGCUGGGGUCACUUGCUUGAACGGCGGCGAGUGCAACGAGUUGACGGGACACUGCAGGUGCCCCAAAUGCUACAGCGGGUUCAACUGCGAGAUUUUGGAAAGCAAUUGCUGCGAAUCUGACAGUGACUGCAACGCGCCCAACGGUGUUUGCAACAGCUCGAACGCUUGCGAAUGCGCUCCAGAAUUUCCAGCUCCCAACUGCAAGGACGUGUGCUCAGACGUGCAUUGCAGCAACGAUGGGAAGUGCGACCCAACAACUGGCGAGUGCAGAUGCCCGCCUGGCUGGGGGGGAGACGAGUGCACUGUACCAAGACCCUGCGGUGAAGGUGGACCGGUGUGCGCGGGGAACACCACUUGCAACUCUGAAACAUCCACCUGCGUUUGCAAGCCAGGCUACACAGGCGAGGACUGCGCAGACAUGUCCCCAGAGUGCAGCGAAAUCUGCAAAGUGGGGGGCCAUAUCAUAAGGGAUAGUGAAGGAGAGUGCGCCAUUGAUUGCUAUUCAACAUGCUGCAAGUACUUGACGAAAGAGUGCAAGGACAAGCUGGGAGAGGACAAAGAACAGUGUGUUAGAGACUCUCUUGGUGCAACGGAGGAAGAGGCAUGUUGCCUUGCGCGUGUCGAAGGGAUUGUUGCAGCCCUUCUUCUUUGUGGAGCUGCUGGCGGGAUGUACUACAGGAAAAGUACUGUGCCGUCUGUCCAGAGCGCCCCAUCGGAAACCCCGAUAGAUGAGACAGUGGGGGGAACCGACCGACCAGCGAGAGCCGAGUCAGCUAUCUCAGUUGAUUUCGACGACUACGCAAGUACUCCAGAUGAUGCAACAGGUGAAAUUCAUGCGGAAGGUGACGCAGCGCAAGAUGCAGAAUGGGAUGGUACGUCUAAUGCAAAGACGGUAACGUAG